AUUUCUUAACCUAUGAAUAGUAUGAAAAUAAUCCAGUUCUGUAUAUUUUUAUAGAUAUAUUAUUUAUUGUGAAAUUAUCUAUCACAACAAAAUGCCGCAAAAUUCAAGAAAACGUAAACAUGAGCCUGAAAGUGAAGUGAAUGUGCCUAAGCAGAAACAUAGACCAUAUGAUGAAAUAGCUGAAGCUGAAGACAAACAAUUAGACAAAAUUUUAUUUGGUGGUUCCACUGCAUUUCUCAAGUGUUUAGAAGAAGCUGAGGAACAGGAUGUGAAACUAUCCACAGAUUUAGAAAAUGCAGAUGCAGCCAGUAGUGAUAGCGAAACGAAGCAUAUGCCUGCAUGGACCGAUGAUGACAAUGAAUUAAAAGUUGGACAAGCGUUGAACGCUCAAAAUAGGACGCUACCUGAAGGAGGAAUAAAUGAUAGAUCGAAUAAGUAUAAAAACUUACUUCAACAUAGGUUCGAAUCAAUUAAUGCUACUCCAAAAUGGGCCAAAUUAGACAGAACAGUAGAAGAUUCAGAUGAAGACGAUGAAAUUUUACAGACAUGUGGAUUCUCGAAGAAACACAAAUCACAAUAUUUACCUCGUUCUGUUCUAGAGUAUAAGAAAAUAAGAGAUUUGAAUUGUGAAACAUAUAGUGAAGGACCUUACAUCAAUGGAAUUGAAUUUUUACAAGAUACUACAGUGGCACUAGUUGCAGGUCAAAGUGGAAUUGCUUCACUUUAUGCAGUAAAUGGCAAGAAGAAUACUAAAAUACAUAGUAUAAAAUUCCAAAAUUUUCCUAUCUUGUGCUCAAAAGUAGUGGAAAAUAAUCAUACGGUAAUUUUUGGAUCUCGACAUUCUUUUAUUCAUUGUUUUGACCUUAUGUCUGCUAAAUCUACAAGAGUUAAUCUUCCCCCUGGAUUAACAACUGCUAAGAAAUUCAAUAUCUCCUCAGACCAAGAUAUACUGGCAAUAGCAGGAAAAUGGGGAGAAAUUCAUUUGCUAUCAACAAGAACAAAGGAAAGGAUUGGUAUUUUGAAGCAGAAUGGUGAUGUUACUGCGCUCUCAUUUGGCUAUGGAAAUAAUUUAUUGUACGCUCAUAGUAGCAUUGGUGAAAUUUCAAUUUUUGAUAUGAAUAUGAGGCAAUUGAAACAUAAAUUCCAAGAUCAAGGAUGUCUAGAAGGUACUACAUUGGCUAUUUCCCCUUCAAAUAGAUUUUUAGCUGCAGGCUCUUCACACGGAGUGGUUAAUGUUUAUGACACCCAUUGUAUAUAUAAAAGUGAAUACCCAGAAUGUGAAAAGGCUCUGAUGAACUUGACUACAAGAAUUUCUUCACUAGCAUUCAAUGCCACAUCGGAAAUAUUAGGAUAUUCAUCAGUGGACAUUCCUAAUUCUGUAAAAUUAUAUAAUGUUGCUUCAGGAGAAAAUUUCAAAAAUUUUCCUGGUUUCCAAAGUAGCCUGGGAAAUGUCAAUACAAUGAAUUUUUCUCCAAAAAGUGGAUUUUUGGCAUUAGGAAACAAUAAGUCUGUUGUUUCUUUGAUAAAAUUAAAUCAUUAUAAAAAUUAUUAAAUAUGUUAUAGAAAAAAUUAUGUUAUGUU
Harmonia axyridis is the source of this 1581-nucleotide messenger RNA. It is a transcript of the gene wcd, whose product is annotated as U3 small nucleolar RNA-associated protein 18 homolog. The transcript has a single exon. Bases 92 to 1552 code for a protein of 486 amino acids. Lineage: Eukaryota; Metazoa; Arthropoda; Insecta; Coleoptera; Coccinellidae. Gene Ontology annotation, molecular function: protein binding. Gene Ontology annotation, biological process: rRNA processing. Gene Ontology annotation, cellular component: small-subunit processome; Pwp2p-containing subcomplex of 90S preribosome. The record is from RefSeq and is a predicted model, not a curated record.